CAAGAUGAUGCUGAGAAGUGAAGCGGGAGAUUGAGUCACUCAGCCUGAACAUUAGGGUCCUCUAUUCACGGCUCUGGUGACAAACGGGCAGAAUAUUUCCUAGCGACGUUCUCCGCUCCCAGCCUCCAGUCCCCAGAAAGACUCGCUUCUCUUUUUUGACCUUUUCUAACGUGGAAUGCCUAUGGAGCUUGCCUCGCCUACUUUCCCUGCCUUGGGAUACCUGAGCCAGGGACCCUUAGGGAUCCUCACCUUGUUCCUCUGCCCCUGUGAGCUUUCAGCACCGGGUGGACUAGGUUUUCGCUGCGUGGGGUUCUCCAGCCCGGGAACUUCCACGCUCCUGGAAACCACUGCUCGCUCAAUUCGCUGCACGCCGGGCUUAGCGCAUGCAAUACUAUUUUAUCAAACCCAAACGUGGAAUAUACGAGCUUGCUUACCUUUGCGCGCGCCUCAUUGACCAUUAGCUGCCCCAGAGCGGUGGAGAUAACCAAGCCGCAACUCGGAAAGUUGAAGAGACACUUUGCCUUCUGCACUCCAACCUUUGAGGCACCUCAUCCAGCCAGCUGCGCGGGAACCUGCGCAGCCAAGCCGGGACCGGACCCGACCCGACAGGGGGCGACAAACUCUUCCCGGUCAGACGAAUUUCUCCCAAUCGGAUGAAGUUCACCUUGGGCCUGGGGUCGCGGGCCUGGAGAGUGUCCUGGGAGCGGGCGGCGGCGGCUGCGGCAGCGGCGGGCCCUGGGGCUGGCGGCGCGCUGGGCAGCGGCUCACUGCGCGUCUCCAGCCGCCGCGGCCCUCGGCUCGCGCGCGCCCUCCCUCUAUGCCUCUCCGGCGGUGGCGGCGCCCGAGCUCUCCCGGACUGUGCCGGGCCCAGCCCCCGCCGCUCCGGCGCCAGGCAGCUGGCCGGCCCGCGCGCGAUGGAGCAGACGUACGGCGAAGUGAAUCAGCUUGGUGGCGUGUUUGUCAACGGCCGUCCCCUGCCCAAUGCUAUCCGCCUGCGCAUCGUGGAGCUAGCACAGCUGGGUAUCCGACCCUGUGACAUCAGUAGGCAACUGCGAGUCUCUCAUGGCUGCGUGAGCAAAAUCCUGGCGCGCUACAACGAGACCGGCUCCAUCCUGCCCGGGGCCAUUGGGGGCAGCAAACCUCGAGUCACCACCCCCAACGUAGUGAAGCAUAUCCGGGACUACAAGCAGGGAGAUCCUGGCAUCUUUGCCUGGGAGAUCCGUGACCGGCUACUGGCUGACGGCGUCUGUGACAAGUACAACGUGCCCUCUGUGAGUUCCAUCAGUCGCAUCCUGCGAAAUAAGAUUGGCAGCCUGGCGCAGCCAGGGCCAUACGAAGCAAGUAAGCAGCCGCCGCCGCAGCCUGCGCUGCCCUACAACCAUAUCUACCAGUACCCCUACCCCAGCCCAGUGUCACCCACGGGCACUAAAAUGGGCAGUCAUCCCGGGGUCCCCGGCUCGGCGGGCCACGUCAGUAUCCCGCGAUCAUGGCCCUCCGCACAUUCAGUCAGCAACAUCCUGGGCAUCCGGACGUUUAUGGAGCAAACAGGGGCCCUGGCGGGGAGCGAAGGCGCUGCCUACUCCCCCAAGAUGGAAGACUGGGCUGGUGUGAACCGAACCGCCUUCCCCACCUCGCCAGCAGUGAAUGGACUCGAGAAACCUGCCUUGGAGGCAGACAUUAAAUAUACUCAGUCGGCUUCCAGCCUCUCCGCAGUGGGCGGCUUCCUGCCUGCCUGCGCCUACCCGGCUUCCAACCAGCAUGGAGUAUACAGUGCUCCAGCAGCCGGCUACCUAUCCCCAGGCCCGCCCUGGCCACCAGCCCAGGCACCCCCGCUGGCGCCCCACGGAGCUGGUGUGGCCGUGCACGGCGGGGAGCUUGCAGCGGCAAUGACCUUCAAACACCCCAGCCGAGAAGGGACCGACAGAAAGCCCCCCAGCCCGGGAGGCAAGGCCACGGACGCACUGGGUAGCUUACACGGACUGCCCAUCCCGGCCUCGACUUCCUAG
Molecule: messenger RNA, 2006 nt
Organism: Arvicanthis niloticus (Nile rat)
Lineage: Eukaryota; Metazoa; Chordata; Mammalia; Rodentia; Muridae
Gene: Pax1
Product: paired box 1
Biological process (GO): anatomical structure development; regulation of transcription by RNA polymerase II
Molecular function (GO): RNA polymerase II cis-regulatory region sequence-specific DNA binding; DNA-binding transcription factor activity, RNA polymerase II-specific
Source: RefSeq, a predicted model, not a curated record